AUGCCGCUCAAAGAAUCCGAACGCAUCUCGUCCGCGCAACAGACUUUAGAUACCCUGUACGAGAUAUCGCAGCUGCUCAACACGAAGCUGGACAAGGAGACGCUCGCGACGUGCGUGGGCAUGAUAGAAAGCGGCGUGAACCCUGAGGCUCUGGCGGCCGUUAUACAGGAGCUUCGAAGGGAGAACGGCGCGCUGGGCGCUCAGUCGACCGCGAACGGGCGCCACAGCUCGAUGCGAUAG
Messenger RNA from Heterobasidion irregulare TC 32-1, 240 nucleotides. RefSeq lists its product as uncharacterized. Gene Ontology annotation, biological process: gamma-tubulin complex localization; microtubule nucleation by interphase microtubule organizing center; mitotic spindle assembly. The transcript is spliced from 3 exons. NCBI's taxonomy places the organism in Eukaryota, Fungi, Basidiomycota, Agaricomycetes, Russulales, Bondarzewiaceae. Bases 1 to 240 code for a protein of 79 amino acids. The record is from RefSeq and is a predicted model, not a curated record. Gene Ontology annotation, cellular component: spindle; interphase microtubule organizing center; centrosome.